Coregonus clupeaformis (lake whitefish) is the source of this 1504-nucleotide messenger RNA. Its product is annotated as E3 SUMO-protein ligase NSE2. Gene Ontology annotation, molecular function: SUMO ligase activity; zinc ion binding. The transcript is spliced from 7 exons. The record is from RefSeq and is a predicted model, not a curated record. NCBI's taxonomy places the organism in Eukaryota, Metazoa, Chordata, Actinopteri, Salmoniformes, Salmonidae. The coding region runs from base 208 to 882 and encodes 224 amino acids. Gene Ontology annotation, cellular component: nucleus; Smc5-Smc6 complex. Gene Ontology annotation, biological process: double-strand break repair via homologous recombination; protein sumoylation.
UGAGAUUUGGAAGGAUGGCCUCUCGAGACUACCUCAAGAGAAACCGGAAGAGCAAGCAGCAACAAACUUUUCCCGGUAAUUUUAUAUAGCUAGCUAGUUAAAGUUGUUUAGUGUUUUCUCAUAUUUAGGCACCAACACAUUAAAGAACACUUCGACAACCAGUAUAUCCUUUCCCAGCGAGAUACUUGAAUGUUUUAGAUUUUCAACAUGUCCUUGAGUGUAGUCCACUCCACGCUGUCUAGUCUGAAAACAUGUCGGACAGAUAUUGGAACUGGGAUGGACAUUGUGACAGACGUUGCGCUGGAUGUGGCAGAAACAGCAGGAACUGAGAAUGAUGCAGUCCUGAAGAAGCUUGACUUGAUGAUGCUGGAGUGUGCCAAACUGGACCGGGAGAUCAACUGCUUCGUUGAGGUGGUGGACUAUGUCACUGCAGAGGUGAGGAACCAGGAGCCUGAGGCCAUGUUCAGACUGAAGUCUCUGGUGAAGGAGAGGUUCACUGAGACACACGGCAGACUGUCUGAAGGAGAACUACAAAACCACGUCAAGCUGGUCAGCUUUAAGGAGAGCGUCAGAAACGCACUCAAAACAAUGAACCCUGAGGCAGCAGAGAAUAUGGAGGAGGAGCUGGAUGAGGAUAUUGCUGUGACGCAGAGUGAGGUUAACUUCACCUGUCCCCUCACUCAGGUGGAGAUGGUGAACCCAAUGAAGAACAAAAAGUGUAACCACCACUACGACCGGGACGCCAUUAUGGGGAUGAUCAGCGCCAGGCAAAGCCAGAAGAAGAAGUUACGCUGUCCGGUGGUUGGCUGUGGCAAUACGGACGUGAAGCAGGGAGACCUGAUCCUAGAUCAGAUUAUGAAGAGACAGAUCCAGAAGAGGUAGACUGCCAAGACAUGAUUCUGGUCCAGAAGAGGUAGACUACCAAGACAUGAUUCUGGGGUACGCCACUCAUCAAUCCUGACAAUAAGAAUUCCACUUUAAUUUAGUUUAAACGUGACUUUUUGUUGUUGUGACCAAAUGUAUUGCUGCUCUGUGUGGUGUAAUUUGGUCAUCACAGAAUUGCACUAUUCAGAAGUUUUAUAAAACAACAUCUCUUUGUUUAUACAUAAGGGAUUCAUCUUUUUCAGUCAGUUCAAUAAAAGUUUUGAUACAAUUUACCUAUCAAUAAAGUCAUUGGGAUGCACUUCAGAGAACAGCAGCAUCCUAAGCCUUUGGUGUUGAGAACCUGCAGUUGCUGUAUUAGACCACUGGGGGGCAGUGUCAUCCCUGGAAUACACCGCAAAGGGCUCAGGAGAGGUGACUCAGGUCGUGAGGAGAGAAGCUGGAUAAUCAUAACUUAUUAUGAGAGAGUUGGGCUGAAUUAAUUAGAGAAUGGGGGGGUUUCCUAAAUACUUACAAACGAUAGAAAGAUCAUGUCUGUAACAUUCAAAGUGAAAAGAUUAUUGAAUCAAGGAUGUGGAAAUAAUAAAAUAUCUGUUUUCAGUUCCAUCCUAAAAGGAGACCA